AUGGCCGCCGUCGCCGGCCCCUCCAACCCGCGCAAAGUCCCUCACGCAAACAAGAAGGACGGGAAGAAACAGCAACAUGCUGUUCGGUCGUCGAAAGUGAAGAAGCUGUCGGAGAAGCAGCAGAUCGAGGCGCUCGAGAAGGCUGCCAUGGAAUUUGAGCCGUCUUCUAGCCUCAAAGCUUUCUCAGAUUUGCCCAUCUCGUCUUUGACCAAGGCUGGACUGAAGAGGAGCCACUUCGUCGACAUGACGGACAUCCAAUCCAAAAGCCUCCCCGUCUCGCUCAAAGGCAAAGACGUCCUCGGCGCCGCGCGCACAGGAAGCGGCAAAACGCUCGCCUUCCUCAUCCCCGUCCUCGAGAUCCUCUACCGCAAGAAAUGGGGCCCCCAGGACGGCCUCGGCGCCCUCGUCAUCUCCCCCACGCGCGAGCUCGCGCUCCAGAUAUUCGAAGUCCUCCGCAAGAUCGGCGGCGCGCACAGUUUUUCUGCGGGGCUUGUCAUCGGAGGGAAGAAUUUGAAGGACGAGAAGGAGAGGCUGUCGAGGAUGAAUAUUCUUAUUGCGACGCCCGGACGGCUGUUGCAGCAUAUGGACCAGACUGUGGGGUUUGAGUGCGAUAAUUUGCAGUUGCUCGUGCUCGACGAGGCGGAUCGCAUACUCGACUUGGGCUUCCAACGCACGCUCACGGCUUUGCUGUCACACUUGCCCAAAUCCCGUCAAACGCUGCUAUUCUCCGCAACCCAAACCCAAUCCAUAUCCGACCUCGCGCGUCUCUCCCUCAACGACCCCGUCCCCAUCUCAGCAGACGUCGAGCCCUCCACCUCGUCCGACCCAUCCGACCCCAAAACCCAGCGCCCCCUCGCGAUCCCCAAAGGCCUCGAGCAGCACUACGUCGUAACGCCGCUCGACAAAAAGCUCGACGUCCUCUGGUCCUUCAUCAAGACGCACCUGCAGUCCAAAACGCUCGUCUUCCUCUCCGCCGCGAAACAGGUCCGCUUCGUCUACGAGGCCUUCCGGCGCAUGCAGCCCGGUAUCCCGCUGCUCCACCUCUACGGCAAGCAGAAGCAGAUGACGCGCUUGCAGACGUUCAAGCGGUUCACGUCGAUGCAGCAUGCCGUGCUUUUUGCGACGGACGUCGCGGCGCGCGGGCUCGAUUUUCCGGCGGUGGAUUGGGUCGUGCAGGUCGAUGCGCCGGAGGACGCGGAGACGUAUGUGCAUAGGGUGGGCAGGACGGCAAGGUACCAGAGCCAUGGGCGCGGGCUGUUGUUGCUUUGUCCGAGCGAGGAGGAGGGGAUGGUUAGGAAGUUGGGCGAGAGGGGGGUCAGCGUUGAGAAGAUUAAGGUUCGGGGGAGUAAGACGCAGAGCAUCGAGAACCAGUUGCAGAAUUUGGCAUUUCAGGAUCCGGAGGUUAAGUACCUCGCGCAGCGCGCGUUCGUCAGCUAUCUGCGGUCGAUACAUCUGCAGAAGGACAAGACUAUCUUCGACGUCACGAAGUUGCCGGCCGAGGCGUACGCCGCUAGUCUGGGUCUACCCGGUGUCCCGAAGAUCAAGUUCUUGAGUCGGGAACAGGCGAGGGUGAAGAAGAACGCGUCGAGGGACGUUGCGAAGCUUCAGGCGACGAAGGAUUCGGAUGAAGAGGAGGAGAGCGAGGAAGUUGACGAGGCGAGUAGUGUCGACGAAGCGGAGAGCGGAGUGGAGGAUGACAGUGACGAGGAGGACGAAGAUGAGGGUAGUGAAGAGGACGAGGACGAGGAUGAUGCCGAGCAGAAGGACGGGAAACCCGCCGUACCCAAUACUGCGACCAGACAAGCAGGCGUGAAAACGAAAUACGACCGCAUGUUCGGCCGCAAGAACCAAAACAUCCUCUCGGAGCACUACACCAAGCUCGUCGACCACGGCGCCUCGGAUUCCGACGACGACUUUAUAACGCUCAAGCGCGCCGACCACGCCUUGCCCGACGAUCCCUCUUUCCCCACCUCCAACCCUUCCACAUCGAACCUCGAGCCAACCCCUGCUACUAAUACAGAGGCCGCCGGCACAUUUGACUCCUCGGAAAACCUCUCCAAACGCAAACUCAAAAUGGCCAAAAGCAAAAAAGCGAUGCUGAAGUUCAAAGGCGCACCCACGCGCCUGGUGUUCGACGACGAGGGGCAGGGGCACGAGAUAUACGAGAUGAAGGACGUCGAGGAGGUGUUCGGUGCUGAUGGUGAGGGUGAUGCUCGCAAGGGUGCGCUGGAGGAGGCGCGGCGGUUCGCGGAGGAGGAGAGGGAGCGGUUGAGGGUGGUUGAUGGGGAGGAUAAGAGGGAGGCGAGGGAGAAGAAGAGGGAGAGGAAGCGGAAGAGGAGGGAGAGGGAACGUGAGGAGGAAGAGGGGUAUGCUGGGCCGACGGUCGGCGCGGGAGACGACGACGACGGGUAUGUGUCGCCUGUAUUCGAUAUACCGGAUGCGUCGGAUGAAGAGGCGGAUGCGCGGCCUACGUUCGACAUGCCGCCUGCGAAGAAGCGGAAGGGCGACAGGCACGAACGGAAGGAGAAGCAGUCAGAGGGCUUCGAUGAGGCGGAAGACCUGGAGGCAUUGGCAUUGCAGAGGUUACGCAGACGAUAG
Molecule: messenger RNA, 2598 nt
Organism: Peniophora sp. CBMAI 1063
Lineage: Eukaryota; Fungi; Basidiomycota; Agaricomycetes; Russulales; Peniophoraceae
Source: the annotation of a GenBank genome assembly